UUAAAUUCUUAUUUUUCUGAGAAUUCAUAUGAAAGUGCGUUGGUUAUAUAAAUCCUAGUGUUGCAGACAAUUGCGAAGCAUUGUGAAGGUUUCUAUGGGAUGCAAUAAGCAGUUUCAACUGAACAGCAGAUCUGUCCAUCAAAAGCUGGGGUGUAGAGCGGCGAGGAGUCACCUUGCAGAGUCGACGUUUAUACAACCAGUUAUGCGACCGUACCAUCUGGACUACUUCAAUGGAAGUUCACGACUUGCCCUGGCGAACGCUGGACCAUUUUACGGCGCAUCGAUAAGGGGAUAAAUACCCGAGCAGAUGGCAGAAGCAGUUGGUCAUAGUCGAGACACAGUCGAACCAAUGAAGAGCAAACACGGAAUUACACUUGAAAUAAUAGCCGAGUCGACAUGGCUAUAAAAUUUGUUAUAAAUGAUUUGCAAGUGUUAUAAAUUAGACUUUGAACAAUAAAA
This is a messenger RNA of Acanthoscelides obtectus, 459 nucleotides long. The record is from the annotation of a GenBank genome assembly. NCBI's taxonomy places the organism in Eukaryota, Metazoa, Arthropoda, Insecta, Coleoptera, Chrysomelidae.